GGAAGAAUGAAAAAUGAAACCCUCGGGUGUUCUGGCUGCUUGGUAAAACAGAAUCACACAACUGCUCUGAGCUACAUGUGCAAAUUCGGCGAAGGCUUCUUGCCUGUUAAGAGUCUCCAAGAAGCAGCACAAAAUCGGUAUCUGAAGAAUGCACAGACGAACAAUAUCAUAUGCUUCAAUUCUAUCUUUUCCUGUUUAAUUUCUCUUGCAUUUUCACUCUGCUAACCGAUACUAUAUUAAAAUGUUGUUUGGUUUCAAUUAUUACCGCACAAUUCGCAAAGCCAUUGCUUAUCCUCACAAGUUGGUUAGUGUCUUUCAGUUGAAGGCGUGUGUUUAUGGUAUCGAGUGUGUUUCUUUCCCAAAACAGCAUUUUCAUGCUCCCCCAAUUACUUUCAUUGUUUUAAAUACAUAUUUCUCGUCAUUAUCUUCAAGUGAUAUUUACCCCAGUUCUUCCUCAAAUGAUAAUUUCAAUGCCCAUUCUAGAGAAACGGAGAAUUGUUAUGAUAGGAAUGAUGGGUUUAACAAGUUUAGGCAAAUGGGUUUCAGUGACGAUGAGUGUGAAAUGGAUAAAAACCCUAAAAUUGAUGGUUUUGAUGAGAUUGAAGAAGAAGACGAAGAAAAAGGAGGAGAAGUUAGUGAUAAUGAUAACGAUUUUUUGGUUUUGGAUACUGUUAAUAGAAGUCAUUAUCAGAAGGAAGAUGUUUGGAGAAUUGAGAUAGGGGAAGAGGAAUUUCGACACCCUUUGGUGAGAGAAAUAUGUAGGUUGAUUGAGCUUAGGCAAGCUUGGAAUCCUAAACUUGAAGGUGAAAUGAGGCGCUUACUAAGAAACCUCAAGCCACGACAAGUUUGUGCUGUUUUGCUGUCCCAAGCUGAUGAAAGGGUUGCUUUAAAUUUUUUCUACUGGGCUGACAGGCAAUGGCGGUAUCGGCAUGAUCCAAUUGUGUAUUAUGUGAUGCUUGAGGUUCUCAGUAAAACUAAGUUGUGUCAAGGUGCUAGGAGGAUUCUUCGACUUAUGGCACGUAGAGGAAUCUACUGUCGGCAUGAAGCUUUUGCUUAUGUAAUGGUGUCAUAUAGUCGGGCCGGUAAGUUGAGGAAUGCAAUGCAAGUCUUGACUGUGAUGCAGAAAGCAGGUGUUGAACCUAAUCUGUUGAUAUGUAACACUGCCAUUAAUGUUUUGGUAAUGGCAAAUAAGUUAGAGAAGGCAUUUAGAUUUUUAGAAAGCAUGAAACUUGUUGGAAUCACGCCAAAUGUUGUAACUUAUAACUGUUUGAUCAGGGGAUGCUGUGAUGUUCAUCGAGUUGAAGAUGCCAUAGAGCUGAUUUCGGAAAUGCCUCUCAAAGGAUGCUUCCCAGAUAAAGUUAGUUAUCAUACUGUAAUUGGUUUCCUUUCCAAGGACAAGAGGAUCAAAGAAGUAAAAGACUUGAUAGAGAAGAUGAUUAAGGAUAGUAAAUUGUUGCCUGAUCAGGUCACUUAUAAUACUCUAAUCCAUAUGCUUUCCAAGCAUGGACAUGCAGAUGAGGCAGUUGAGUUUUUAACAGAAGCUGAAGAAAGGGGAUUUCAGGUUGAUAAGGUUGGGUAUAGUGCUAUAGUUGAUUCAUUUUGUAAGCAGGGAAGGAUAGACCAGGCAAAAAAAAUUGUGAAUGAAAUGUUUGCUAAAGGUUGCUCUCCUGAUGUUGUUACCUACACUGCUGUUGUCAACGGACUUUGUAAGGUUGGGAAGGUGGAGGAAGCUAAAAAGAUGCUUCAGCAAAUGUACAAGCAUGGCUGCAAGCCAAACACUGUAUCCUAUACAGCAUUGUUAAAUGGGCUUUGUCGAAAUGGGAACUCAUUGGAAGCAAGGAAGAUGAUGAAUAUGAGUGAAGAGGACUGGUGGACACCUAAUGCAAUUACAUAUAGUGUUGUGAUGCAUGGGCUGCGAAGGGAGGGGAAGCUGUCUGAGGCUUGUGAUGUAGUGACAGAGAUGCUUAGGAAGAGCUUUUUCCCAACUCCUGUUGAAAUUAAUUUAUUAAUUAAGUCUCUUUGUUGGCAGGGAAAAAUGGAAGAGGCAAAAAAGUUCACAGAAGAGUGUCUGAACUGGGGGUGUGCCGUCAAUGCAGUAAACUUUACUACUUUAAUUCAUGGAUUUUGCCAGAAGGAUGACAUAGAUGCUGCUCUAUCGGUGAUGGAUGAUAUGUAUCUAAACAACAAACAUCCUGAUGCAGUCACUUACACUACAAUAAUUGAUGCACUCGGAAGGAAAGGUAGAAUAGAAGAGGCUACUGAAUUUACUAUGAAGAUGCUUAAGAAGGGAUUAGAUCCUACACCUGUGACAUAUAGAACAGUGAUACAUCGGUACUGUCAGAUGGGUAGAGUGGAAGAUUUGUUAAAACUAUUAGACAAAAUGCUUUCACGGAAAAAAUGCAGAACUGCAUAUAAUCAAGUUAUUGAGAAACUAUGUAGCUUCGGAAACCUUGAGGCUGCUGAUAAACUCUUAGGAAAGGUUUUGAGAACGGCCUCGAGAAUUGAUGCUAACACAUGCCAUGUGCUAAUGGAGGGUUAUUUGAGCAAAGGGAUUCCUCUACCAGCAUAUAGAGUAGCUUGUCGAAUGUUUAAUCGGAAUCUGAUUCCUGAUUUGAAGUUGUGUGAAAAGGUGAGCAAGAAACUACUGUUAGAAGGAAAAUCAGAGGAGGCGGAUAAACUUAGCCUACGGUUUGUUGAGCGUGGAAAUACUUCACCUUGCGGUCGACAGAGUUUACAAGACUAGUGAGCACCAUUUUUUUCCUUAUAAUGCUUUCGAGGCUACUGGAAACCUUCAAAGGCUUUGAAAGGCUUUGAAAAGAAAACUGAGGAAGAAGAAAGAAGAACAAGAAUGUCAAAGGGCAAAUCUCUGUCGUGCACUUAUCUCAUCUUUGAACAAGAGUGACUCUCAAAGGGAUUGACAUAUUGAAACAUGGACAUAACAUGCAAAAAUUUUAAUGUUAUAUCUUCACAUACACACACGCAAAAAGGAAAGAUCAGAUCAAGUUCUAUGCUUGUUAUGUCGCCAGUAGGUAAGAGAUUGUAAUGUGAUAUAUGAAGCAUUGCUACUUUCUCAUAUGAAUAAAUCUUUUGUUUAAACUGAAUUUUGAGUUUUUUCCUUCGUUUAUACUUUUUCCUGUGGAUAAAUAAAGCUAAUGAUAAUUCUGUGGAUAAAUAAAGCUAAUGAUAAUAUUAACUCAGAAAAUAAAAGGCGAAGUUUCCCAUGUACGCAAGGAACUAUACUGGUAAGGACAAGAAAAAGGGUGUACUAGGUGUAUACCAAUAUUUCCAGUUAUCAGUAUUAAUUAUAACUUUUUUAAAUCAUAUGAUCGAAAUGGAAAAUCUUUGUCAACUAAAACUGACAAGUAUGCGCUGUGCAGCCACUCCUUUUCUCCAUGUGUAUCUUCUAAACAGCCAAAGGAAUUGCAUCUGUAAUUCCUUUAAGCAUCCAACUAAUAAGCUCCUUCUCUACAUUAUAUACAUGAACCUCUAUAGUUUUAAAAAUAGUUACAGAGGCAAAUGGACGUUUUCCUUGGGCCUGCAGUAGCUCUUCUCUCCAAAUUGAGGAUAAAAGGAAACAAGCUCUUUUCUCCGCAAUUUGGAAGGAACCUUUUCCUAUCCUUAUUUCUCUCUCCCUUUUUCCUUUCUCUUUCAAACAAGUGAAAGGAAGAAUGUCCUUCCAUUUCCUAUCACUCCCCUUUCCUUUCCCCUUUAUUUUCUACGUUCCCCAAAGAUAAGUUUAGGGUCAUUAAGUGGUUGCCAUGUCCCACGACUGGCGACAUUAUGAUGAUUAAAUGACUAGAAAUGCUGUAUUUGAAUUUUGAUUUUUCAGGUUGAAUCUCAUAUUUGGAUCAGAAUGUUUUCUUUUUUUCUUUUUUUC
Messenger RNA from Jatropha curcas, 3877 nucleotides. The record is from RefSeq and is a predicted model, not a curated record. Lineage: Eukaryota; Viridiplantae; Streptophyta; Magnoliopsida; Malpighiales; Euphorbiaceae.